Molecule: messenger RNA, 1021 nt
Organism: Neocloeon triangulifer
Lineage: Eukaryota; Metazoa; Arthropoda; Insecta; Ephemeroptera; Baetidae
Gene: TfIIFbeta
Product: general transcription factor IIF subunit 2
Exons: 6
Coding region: 110-928 (272 amino acids)
Biological process (GO): transcription by RNA polymerase II; transcription initiation at RNA polymerase II promoter
Cellular component (GO): transcription factor TFIIF complex
Source: RefSeq, a predicted model, not a curated record
CGUGAAACCUGAAAUUCUCAAUAAUUACUCUUUUAAUAAAGAUCUCCGUUUGCCGUAGGAAUUAGAUAAUUUUCAAUUAAAUUUGUGAAUUUUAUUCGACGAAUUAAAAAUGUCAACACACCAAGGCCACCAUCCGGACAGAGAACUGGAUUUGUCCAACGCUGGAAGAGGAGUUUGGCUUGUAAAAGUACCGAAAUACAUAGCUGCGCGAUGGGACAGAGCGCCCGGCAACGUAGACGUCGGAAAACUCCGGAUUUCAAAAGUUCCUGGCCAAAAAACGCACGUGUCUCUUUCGCUAAGUCAAGCCGUUCUGGCGAUGAAGGAUGACGAGAAGAAAAAGAGCAAGGGUGACCCUGAAGACCUGGAAAUUCCUCAGAAUCACAUGCUGGACGUGUCGGCCGUGACUCGCCAAGCCCUGGGCGUGUUUUCGCACCAUUUGCCCACCAACUGCAACGACGUAGUCCCUGAAAGUGAGAAGCUGGUUUUUGAGGGCCAAAUAGUUCAAAAACUCGAAUGUAGACCUCAAGCAAACGAAAAGUACAUGAGCCUGAAGCUUGAUGCGAUCCGGAAAGCAGCCAUUCCGCACCGGACGGUGAAACAACUCGACAAGAUUGUCCAAAACUACAAACCGGUGUCCGACCACAAACACAAUAUCGAAUACGAGGAGAAGAAGAAGGCCGAGGGCAAAAAGGCCCGCGACGACCGAGACGCCGUGCAGGAAAUGCUGUUUUCGGCGUUCGAGAAGCACCAGUACUACAACAUCAAAGACUUGGUCAAAAUCACUCGGCAGCCGAUUGUGUACUUGAAGGAAAUCCUGAAAGACGUGUGCGUGUACAACCUGAAGAAUCCGCACAAGAACAUGUGGGAGCUGAAACCCGAGUACCGGCACUACAAGGACACGGACGCCCCGUCAACCUCCACCGACUGAUAAGCAUCUCUUAAUCAAGAUUGCAAUCUGAAACUCAAAGCACAGAUAAUAAAAUUGUCAAAAGUAUUUUUCAAUUGAAAGUCUGGACAUUUC